Messenger RNA from Vanrija pseudolonga, 1035 nucleotides. RefSeq names its product Required for respiratory growth protein 9, mitochondrial (gene rrg9). The transcript has 2 exons. Bases 1 to 1035 code for a protein of 344 amino acids. Gene Ontology annotation, cellular component: nucleus. The record is from RefSeq and is a predicted model, not a curated record. Lineage: Eukaryota; Fungi; Basidiomycota; Tremellomycetes; Trichosporonales; Trichosporonaceae.
AUGCUUCCCCGCGCAGGGCCAUCGCGCCUCGCCCACGGCCUCGCACGCAGCAUACACACUACGGCCGUAGCGCGUGCCGGUGCCCCCGUGCGCAACAACUUCGGGCUGCGUCCCGACGCCGCGCCGCGCCCUCGUACGAGCGAGGACCUCGACCUCCGGCGUCGCCGGCGCCCGACGUUCGGGCUGCGCGAUAGCGCCCGCGAUGGCGAGGACAGCCCGCGCAGGACGUUCCGCCCGCGUGAUGACGCCCGCGACGUCGAGGACGGCCCGCGCAGGACGUUCCGCCCGCGUGAUUCCCCGGACGAAUACAGGCCACCGCGCCAGACCUUCGGCCUGCGUUCGGCCCGUGACGACCCGCCUCGCGACGCCGAGUCCAGCUUCACCCCCACGCCAGGACCACGGCGCGCCUCGUUCCCCUCGCGUCCGCCGAGAAUAUCCCAGGCGGACGCGGCGCGUGCCGGCGCCGAGCGGGCACGCAAGUGGCGGUCGGCGCCACGCGACCGUCGUGACUCGUUGCUGCCUCGGGGCACGGCGCCCGGCGCGGACAAGACGGACACGACGGCUGAGUGGGUCGGGACGGCGUACACGGCGUCUCCUCACCCCGCCCGCCCGCGAGGGCCGAGGGAACAGGACGGCGCUGAGCCAGCUGCCGAGGGUACGACGCCUGUGACGCCGCCGAGCCCAGCAGCGGCGGAGAAAGCCAAAACCCGCUGGAACCCCACCAAGAAGCUCACGUUCCCCGCCAUGGCGGGCAUCCGCGAGCUGCACGCCCAGGACCCGGCGACGUUCACGCGCGAGAUGCUCGCGGAGAAGUUUGGCGUGAGCUGGGAGGCGAUCAACCGCAUCCUCAAGAGCAACAACUGGCGCGAGAAGGAGGCGAAGAAGGAGCUGGGCAAGUGGGACCGCGGGGCGGAUGGCGGGCUCGGGCCCGUGCCCAUGAUUCGCGAGGUGUUUGCGAGGGCUGGGGCCGUGAAGGGAAAGGAGAAGGAGGAGGCUGGGACGGGGGAUAAGGGAGGGAGGGGAGGCAACAAGUAG